CUAUCAUUCAGGUCACACGAAUUACAAUUAUAGUGAAGCACGGUUUUUAUUGGCAUCGACUAUUUAAAUUUGGCGCUUGCCUUUGGCGGUUGGGGACUCCAAUGGCAAUAAGGGUGGUUUUGCAAAAUCAGCCUCUAUGUCGCUUCUCUAUGUUCUCUGGCAGUAGUGACUAAUGUUUCACGUGGUUGCACAACUUAACUUGGCAUUUAUGAAGUUAACAAUCAAUGUCGUCUUAACAUUAUCCGAGAUUUGUCACAAUUCGCGCAUGUACCGGCAACACCAUUGAGUGUAGGCCGGGAGGUGUAAACACCUUUAGUACACCUUCACUUUUCAUUAUUUCAUUUCCGUCAUUUGUUGUGGAAUGAAAUAAUGGCCACCGUUGCUGAUCACUUCUUAAAUAAAUUUCAAACUAUAGAAGGAACAACUAUUGCAGUCAGGAAGAAAAAUUUUUUCAAGCUAUUGCAGGAGAUUGCACCGCUGGUGAAGGACAACGUAGAAGCACUGGAUGCCAUUACGUUAAAUUUAAAUCCCCGAACUUACCUAGAAAGUUUAUUCAGAGUCGAUUUUCUAAUUUACUUUCGAAGAUCACAAGAAUUGCUGGAUUUAUUGAAAGAGGGAAACAAUGUUUUCGUCAGUAAAGUAGCGAAGCAAGUUUGGUUUUUUGAAGAAGUACUUGGAGACGUUCCAGCAAACCAACUAGUAAACGAAAUUUUACCGUGCAUGUCUUUUUCGGUUCGUAUGAAAGUGCUGAGGAAGUUGAGUAGAUUUUCACAGAGUGAGAAGUUCGAUGAAAUUUUUGAUGCUCUUGUUACUCGAUACGGAAUUUAUUUAGCAUCACAGUUUAUUACUGGGUGUGGUCCUUAUAAAAUAAGACAAAUUUUCACAGAUUAUCCAGUUAAAUUGACAAUAAAACAGUUGAAAAUUUUGUAUUCAAAGGAUCCGCAGCUCAUAGACUUUUACUUUACCGCUACCAAUACUUCUGUUUAUAGGUGUGAAUAUUCAAAACUGAGAAAGUUUAUUUAUGAUCGUACCUGGUUUGAAAAUCUAAAUGAUAGGGAUGAAAUAUGUAUACAGCUUGGUCGAAGAGCUACAAAAAAGUUUGUAAUGCUUAAAAAAGAUGAAAUAAUCAAGAAUCCCUAUCAGUUUAAUUAUUUAGAUAUGAGAACCGUUUUAAGAAAAAUUGGUAGAGAUUCUGUGCAACUCUUUAGAAAUGCUCUGCCGGAGCAAAUCCCAAAAUACCUCAUUAAUAGCGAUUGGCUGUUUCGCAGUUUCCCUAAAAAGUACCAUUAUAGUUUGUUUAUAAAAACCUUUCAAGAUCACUAUAAGAUAAAAUUAGCUGAUCAUCCUGCCGUAAUUAGUGAGCAACUGUUAAUAAUCAUACCUGACAACAUAGAACGGGCAGCUUUAGCAAAAGUUCUAGUAGACACAGGCGAUAAUGAGUACCUUAAAUACUUACCUAUUGAAGACUCUGUUCGAUUAAUCAAAGAAAUCAUUAAUGUAACGUCGGAUGCUAAAGAAAGAGGUAAAUUAAUAAAAUGCUUAACUGAAACGUGUCAUAUUAAUAACAACAUGCAGGCUUUAUUUGAAGUUAUGAAAUAUUUUUGUUUUAAACAUAAAAAUGAUGAAUUAAAUGUACAUUCGGAGUUUAUAAUUAGCAUCGAAAAUCUUUUUGAUUUGAAAAAAUUUACUGAAGAAAUGUGGGCUACUUUAAAUGAGUUAGUGGCCAUUCACAAUCUGAAAUUUAUAGAAUAUCAAUCCACGUGCGAAAAAAUGCAAACAGUGCCUUUAGAUAGUGUUAAUUUAGCAACUUCUGUUCACCACAAAUUGCCUUAUUUGGAGUUUUUGUUCAAGAAGGGCGACGUGAUUGAUAAGUCCAUUAGAGAAUACUUUAGUGUUAUCGGUGCGUUCCCUGAAUACAAUCAUUAUGAUAAAAACUUUGAGAAAUAUUUCUUAUUGUUCGUUAUAAACAAUAUGACUCAUAACGACACUAUAUACUUUAACUACAUCGUAAUUUGUGAGAUCAAUAGGUGGAAUAAUGCCUACAAAGACGAUCAGUUAUCAUUUUAUGAUUUUCCAGUAUUACUUUAUACUUUUAACCAUAUUAUUACAAAUUAUGGUCUGUCGGUGUAUCCCACCGUAUUUCGUGCGUUCCGCAAUAAAAUUUUUACCACAGAAGAAAAUAUUUACAGAAAUGAAUAUAUGCAAAUUUAUUGGGAACGUUAUGAUGCGGUAGCAAAAUGGACUGACAUUCACUGGUUUUUAAAAUACGAACCUGCCACUAUUAUGACAAAUUUUGAGAUAAUUUUUAAAAUGUUCACAAAAAAAUCAAAUUUGCACUUCUGGAGACAGAUUAAAAAAUUUACUCACUUGGACUUUGAUCAGGAAUCAAUUCAGUUAAGUUUAGCAAUGCUGAAUGAUGAGAAAAGCAUUGAAAUGAAACCAAAUUUUGUACCUUCGUUGUCUGUUUUAAUGAAACCUGGAGAUUACGUGGCAUUAGCAGAUUCAUAUAAACCUGAGAACAAGAAACUAGACCUACAAAACGAACAGGAAAUCAGGCGAUAUAAAUUACAAUGUGCUAUAGCCAUGCAUUUCAAAAACACAAAAAGCUACGAGGUGCUUCCUUCAUUGCUGAACUACUGUGCUGGUGAUUAUUUUAAAUAUGCCAUGAGAUCGCUUUACAGUUUGCUGUAUCGAACACCAGAAAACGAACUUCCUCAGUAUUUGAAUUACUUAGCGAAUAAAGCCGUAUCAGUACGAAAGCAUGCUUUAUACAUGACAUGUGAACUAACUACUUCGUCGAAAGUUGAACAUAUGCUUAGAUUGUUAAGUAAGCAAGAAGAAGUACAAUCGCUUCAGAAGUAUAUGUUUUUAAGCACAAUCCAAUAUUUUGUAAAAAAUCCAAGCGAUUCAAUAUUCGAUUUAGUUAAACUGAAUAUGCUGUUUAUUACCCAAGCUGACGAAGAAUCGUUGAACGGCAUGAUCGAACAUUUGCGUAAGAUGCCUCAGAACUUUAAGGGCCAGUAUGUCCUAUGCGCAUGGAACCAUCUAGAAAAAACCGUGACUGUGUGGCAAAAAUUGCGACCCUUAAAAGAGAAACUUCUUGGCUGUGUGAAUUCAGAAAUAGCCAAGGAAAUUCCAUUAGAAGUUGGCAUGCAAAUUAUUCAACAGCACUUUAUGACAGAGAAGGAAAGCAGAUACCUGAACAAUAUACAUUCAUUUAUGUUCAUCUUUUUAAGUAGUCAGGAUGAAAAGAAAUUUAUUCUUGACAAAAUACUAUCCAUUGUCGACCAGUGUAACAGUAAAGAACAAACGUUUGCUUUUUUUCGUAGUUGGUAUCACCAAAUUAUGAAAUCAACUAUUAAAAAUUUACUAUACAUGGACAAGUUCGUGGAUUAUUUUGAAGAUAAAUGUUCACAAGUUGAAGAUUUCACCGAUUUAAUUAAAACAUAUUUCUUAUAUCGCAAACUGGAAAAAAGUGAGUGGACUGUUGAAGAAUUUUCAGAGAAACUUGUAUCGUACUACACAGAUGUAUUUUUACAAUGUGGAGCGCAUGUGAAUCGGUUUUUUGCAGAGGAAAUGGAUUUUAAUUUGUCAUUUUUUGCAAUAAAUGGUGUUACAAAAAAUGACUUUUACUUGAGUAUGCUGAGACGUAGUCCGACCCACCUCAUAGCAGGUAUGCUUAUUGAAGUAGUUAGUGAGCCAUCACCGUAUCUCUGCUCGAACCCGGCAACCAGCAAAACUUUCAAUGAGAUUUUACACAUUUUUAAAGCUGUAAAAGACCCAGGAUUACAAAUUUGUUUACAGUAUAAAAAUUUCAGUUGGUACCAAAGAUAUUCUAAAGAUAUGGAAACAGAUGAAGAUAGCUUAAAUACUGUCAAUAAUUCACAUUGCACGCGCCUGUUGCGCACCCCCCAAAACCGUCGAGGCCGGGGCGGACACCGCUGUAGAAGGGGUAGAAGGUAGCCACAUUGUAAAGUAGUUUUAAGUGGAUGAAUAGUUAGUAUUGUAGUGGUUAGGCAAUUGUAUGCAUACGUAAAUAUAUACGUGUCUCAAUAUAGAACAAAUACAGAGUCAUUUAUUUUAUAUAUAACCAUGGAGGUACCUAUAAAUGUAACUAGCAUUAGUUGUUGUACUUGUAUGUACUUAGUAUAAUCAUGGGUAUAAUACAAAAA
Zophobas morio is the source of this 4172-nucleotide messenger RNA. RefSeq lists its product as uncharacterized. NCBI's taxonomy places the organism in Eukaryota, Metazoa, Arthropoda, Insecta, Coleoptera, Tenebrionidae. Bases 370 to 3963 code for a protein of 1197 amino acids. The transcript is spliced from 2 exons. The record is from RefSeq and is a predicted model, not a curated record.